AAUCAAAACAAAACCCUAAAAAUUCCAAACAACUUCCAUCUAGUUGCAAAGCCACCCAAAAUUUAAAAUUUAUAAUUUUUAGCAAAAAAAAAAAAAAAAUCCAAGCCUUCUCUUUCAUCCACAAGGGCACCCUAUUUCUUCAACCUCCACCCUUAAUCAGUGCUUCUUUCUAACUAACAACCAGUCUCCUCCUCUCUAAUUUAUUUCUUUCCUUCUCUCUCUAUCCAUCUACAUCCCCUUUUCAUUUCCAGCUCUUCAUUGCCUCCCUUUUUCUCUCAUCUCCCUCUUUCUAGGGUUUUGGUUCUUCUAUUCAGGCAUAUCCAUCUCGCUUUCUCUCUGCUUUUAUUGAAAAUUUCCUACUUUUUAGAAUGACUUCUGUGAAGAACAACUUCCUGCCUCCUGGGUUGGUUUCCAAUCUUCAGGAAGUCUUGUUAAGCAGGAAGGGUGAAGAAGGGGACCGAUCAAAUGAUGCUAAUGAUAAAUCAACUGAGCCUUCUACUUCUUCUUCUGUUGAAAAUACUUCCGUAAACGAGGAUAAUUCCAAGCCUAUUGUUUUGGUUACCAAUGGAGAUGGGAUUGAGUCUCCUGGUCUUGCUUAUCUAGUUCAAGCUCUCGUUCGUGAAGGCUUGUACAAUGUCCAUGUCUGUGCGCCGCAAUCGGACAAGUCAGUAUCUGGUCAUUCUGUUACUCUACAACAAACAAUUUCUGUGACUUCUGCUGAUAUUAAUGGUGCCACAGCUUAUGAAGUUUCAGGGACUCCAGUGGAUUGUGUCUCACUAGCACUGUCUGGAGCACUGUUUUCUUGGUCCAAGCCUUUGCUGGUGAUCAGCGGAAUUAACCGAGGAUCAAGCUGUGGCAAUCACAUGUUUUACUCAGGUGUUGUUGCUGGAGCUAGAGAGGCAUUAAUUUCUGGUGUUCCAUCUCUAUCAAUAUCACUAAACUGGAAGAAGAAUGAAAGCCAGGAAAGUGAUUUUAAGGAUGCAGUUGCUGUAUGUCUGCCAUUGAUCAAUGCUGCUAUCAGAGACAUUGAGAAGGGGAGUUUCCCAAAAAGGUGCUCUCUGCAUAUAGAAAUCCCCACACCUCCAUCUACAAAUAAGGGCUUCAAACUGACUAAACAAAGUAUGUGGAGAUCCUCGCCUUGCUGGCUAGCUGUUUCAGCCAACCGGCAUCCUUCUACUGGACAUUUUAUGUCUAACCAACAAAGUCUUGGCAUUCAGCUUGCACAACUUAGUCGAGACGCUUCUGCUGCUGGUGCAGCUCGCCGUUUGACCACACAAAGGAAGAAUGUGGAAAUCGUAUCAGUUGGGGUUGCAGGAAAAUCUGAUACUGGUCGGGUGAAAAAGUAUUUUCGUCUAGAGUUUCUGGACAAGGAGCAGGAAGAUUCUGAUGAGGAUCUGGAUUUCAGAGCACUUGAAAAUGGAUUUGUUGCCAUAAUUCCCCUAUCGCUUUCUCCAUGUAUUGAGCCAGACAUUCAUGUAACAGCUUCAGAUUGGAUUUCUUCUGCAAUUCAUGAGGAUCAACAGAAGUCUACUUAGAGAGAUAACCAGCGAUUUUGUAUACAUUUCCAGUAAAUUUUUCCAAAUAUUUGGUGGAGUUGGGUGGUUUGCGUGUAGUAGUUGCCUUCCCUACGCAAAUGUAAUUACAAAUGGCCAGGUCCAAAUUGAGUGACCUUGCCUUUUCCCCUAAUUUAUUUUUCCAUCCCUUCCCCUGAGGAUUUGUAUUUUCUAUUUAUUUUUUAACACGUGUUUGUUGAUUACAUAUUAAUAGCGGUACUAAUUGAGGGAAUGCUCCAAAUGACUGGCAGCAUUUAUUACUUUUCAAUUAAGGCAUCGGAAGAACUGAGGUAAUAAAGCAAGAGUCUCUGAAAUCUUUCUUAAAA
Hevea brasiliensis (rubber tree) is the source of this 1879-nucleotide messenger RNA. RefSeq lists its product as uncharacterized. Gene Ontology annotation, molecular function: nucleotidase activity. Bases 369 to 1535 code for a protein of 388 amino acids. NCBI's taxonomy places the organism in Eukaryota, Viridiplantae, Streptophyta, Magnoliopsida, Malpighiales, Euphorbiaceae. The record is from RefSeq and is a predicted model, not a curated record. The transcript has 10 exons.